ACAUGGACGACGAAGGUUUGAUAAAGUCAUAACAUAAUAGACAGGAGCAAACGUGUUAGCUGCAAAAUACACAGUACAGUAUGGGGGACCAAAGAACGAAGUAUAUACUUCUUCAGGAUCGUGUUGGGCAGACAGUAGAAAGAAACGUUUUUGCCCUUGGCCUUUCCACGAAGUCAACACCAACACAAGUACUGCGAGGCGACUUACUGGAAGCUCUGCCCGAAACUGAACAACCUCAGGAUUCAACUAAAAUAGCUCUGGUCGGAAUUGAUCGUAAGUCUUUGCGUCUUGAAUGUACUUUGGAGUAUCUGACGAGGCUCUCUGACGAAGACGCUAACUUACUUUUGGCUAUUUCAUCGCUCGAAGAGAGAUAUCAAACUUUUAUGGACAGAAUUCGCCUCGAUUUCGGGCGUAGAAUAAUACUGGGACGUAAAGUUUAUGUUUCUGUGAAAGGUGUUUCUAAGCAAUUGCCGGGUGUUGUGUGGUACAAGGGUGAAUUACCAUCGAACAAUGGAACGAUGUUUGGAGUUGAACUGAUAGUAAGUAUACCAGCUUUCUCAUACCUACCCUGCUGA
This is a messenger RNA of Orbicella faveolata, 575 nucleotides long. RefSeq lists its product as uncharacterized. The record is from RefSeq and is a predicted model, not a curated record. Lineage: Eukaryota; Metazoa; Cnidaria; Anthozoa; Scleractinia; Merulinidae.